AUGGAUAAAUUAGCUAUCAAAGUUGGCCAUCGAUAUUACGAACCAACACAAACAAUCAUGGAAAAAGAUUUUACCUCAUGGAAUUUAUUUGCAAAUUUUAUCCAACAGCAUAAUCGUAAAUAUCGUAGCAAGAAAGAAUUAUUGAAGCGAUUUCGAAUUUAUAAACGAAAUUUACGUUUAGCAAAAUUAAUACAAAAGAAUGAACAAGAUACAGCAAUUUAUGGUGAAACACCUUUCAGUGAUAUGACUCAAGAAGAAUUCAGAAAGAUUAUGUUACCAUAUAAAUGGCCAUUGGAUGAAAAUAAGUAUUUGGUGGAUUUAAAAGAAUAUGGUAUUGAUAGUGAUGAAAUACCUGAAUCAUUUGAUUGGCGUGAUAAAGGUGUUGUAACGGAAGUUAAAAAUCAAGGUAAGUGUAAUUAG
Molecule: messenger RNA, 420 nt
Organism: Loa loa (African eye worm)
Lineage: Eukaryota; Metazoa; Nematoda; Chromadorea; Rhabditida; Onchocercidae
Exons: 3
Coding region: 1-420 (139 amino acids)
Biological process (GO): proteolysis
Molecular function (GO): cysteine-type peptidase activity
Source: RefSeq, a predicted model, not a curated record